Psammomys obesus (fat sand rat) is the source of this 939-nucleotide messenger RNA. Its product is annotated as olfactory receptor 4A15-like. Lineage: Eukaryota; Metazoa; Chordata; Mammalia; Rodentia; Muridae. The record is from RefSeq and is a predicted model, not a curated record. Gene Ontology annotation, cellular component: membrane. Gene Ontology annotation, molecular function: G protein-coupled receptor activity; olfactory receptor activity. The transcript has a single exon. Gene Ontology annotation, biological process: G protein-coupled receptor signaling pathway.
AUGGAAAGGAGGAACAAUGUGACUGAGUUUAUCCUCCUGGGCCUCACCCAGAACCCAGAGGGCCAAAAGGUUCUGUAUGUCAUAUUUUUGCACACCUACAUUGUGACAGUGAUGGGCAAUCUGCUCAUCAUGGUGACCAUCAUGGCCAGCCAGUCCCUGUGUUCCCCUAUGUACUUUUUUCUUGCUUAUUUGUCAUUUAUAGAUACUGUCUAUUCUACUGCCAUUGCUCCUAAAAUGAUCAUUGACCUGCUCUAUGAAACAAAGACCAUUUCCUUCCAGGCUUGAAUGACUCAAGUCUUUAUAGAUCAUCUAUUUGCUGGGGCUGAGGUCAUUCUUCUGGUGGUGAUGGCCUAUGAUCGUUAUGUAGCCUUCUGUAAACCUCUUCAUUAUUUGACAAUCAUGAAUCGACGGAUAUGUGUUUUCAUGCUGUUGGGGGCCUGGAUUGGAGGCUUUCUUCACUCACUAAUUCAGUUCAUCUUCAUUUAUCAGCUCCCUUUCUGUGGCCCAAACAUCAUUGACAGCUUCGUGUGUGAUAUGUAUCCUUUGCUAAAGCUAGCUUGCACCAAUAUUUACGUCAUUGGGCUUUGUAUGAUCGCUAAUGGAGGGGAAAUUUGCACUGUCACCUUUAUAAUUCUCCUAGUUUCCUAUGCUGUCAUUUUUCAUUCCCUUAAAUCACAUAGUCUGGAAGGGAAGCACAAAGCUUUGUACACAUGUGCGGCCCACAUCACUGCAGUUGUUUUAGUCUGUGUUUUCUGCGUCUUCCUGUAUGCCAGGCCUACUUCCACAUUUCCCACUGGUAAGUCUGUGACUGCGGCUGUAACUUUUAUAACUCCAGUGCUGAACCCCUUGAUCUACUCACUGAGGAAUGCAGAAGUGAAAAAUGCCAUGAGAAGACUUUGGAGCAAAAAAAUCAAUCUCAUUUUUGAGAGGUCUAUAUAA